CGCGCGUCGCGUCGGCGCGCGAAGUCGGCGCGAAGUCAGCGCGCGUCUCGCGACGAAACCGAUGGCGAGGGAAAGGACGCCGACGCGACGGACGCGACGGACGCGACGGACGACGACGACGACGACGACGACGACGACGACGACGACGCGAAGGCGGACGCGAUGGGCGGCGUGCGGGGCGAUCGGGAUUUUGACGUUUUUGACGACGCUCUUGGGGGCGAACGGAGAGCCGGAGUGCCAAGAACGAAGCGAAACGCGCGCGGUGGACGUAGAACUCGACACCGGGGCGUGGCAAACGAUCGUCACGGGAGGGCUUGCGCUGUUCGGGGGGGACGUGGAGGCGAACGCGACGCUCGGGCCGUGGACGAUUGGGGGGGCGAGCGCGGACGCCUACGGAUGCGCGAUCGGUAGCGUGGGAGACGAUUUCACGGGUAAAGAUGUCUUGGUCGUGAAGCGAGGGGAGUGUGAGUUCUACGAGAAGGCUAGGGUGGCGCAAGACGUCGGAGCAAAGGCGGUCUUUGUGGUGAGCGAUGGGGAAGACUUCACCGCGAUGACGUGCAACGAGGAUCAGAAACUGGAUGUCGUGACCGUUUUAGUGACGGGAACGACUGGACAGGCGAUCCUCGAUGCCACCACGGAAGUGGGCGCGACGAUUACGAUCGCACGCUCCGACGCACUGCCGAGACAGUUUGAUUUCUUGGCCUCUGCGGCUCUCGUUGCGUUGGCCCUCGCUACCAUCGCCCUCGGUGGAAGGUGGUCGUUGAAGGACAAACGAGCCGUCGUGAGCUCAAAACGUGAUGAUGAUGACAUCGACGAUAGUAGUGACGGAGGAGAAGCCCAUGAGGGCAUCGAGAUAAACGAGUACAGCGCGUUUUGGUUCGUCAUCAUGGCGUCAGCGGUCUUACUCAUCUUGUUUUAUUCCAUGCAACAUUGGGUAUUCGUGGUGAUGAGACUGGUGUUUUCUUUCGCUUCCUUCCAAGGAUUGUACGUGAUAUGUUUCGAGGCGUUGAUGUCGAGACGAAAGUCGACCUCGAGGGAUUCAAGAGUGCUGUUGCCCAUCGUCGGCUCAGUUCACCUUUUGGCCAUUCCGGCGGCUGUAUUCGCUGGCUUAAUCGUUGCCACGUGGCUUAUAUUCCGGCAAGCCACGUGGGCUUGGAUGUUGCAGGAUAUCAUGGGUUUGUCAUUCUUGGUAAACGUGUUGCGUUUGGUGCAUCUGCCCAACUUCAAGGUGGCCACCAUACUUUUAUGUUGCGCGAUGUUGUACGACAUCUUCUGGGUCUACGUUCAGCCACAUUUGUUCGGUAAGAAGAGCGUGAUGGUCGCCGUUGCGCGCGGCGGAGAUGAAGGUGAAAGUUUACCGAUGCUAUUUUUAUUCCCGAGAGCUUCAAGUCCAGGGGAUUUCUCCAUGCUGGGGUACGGCGACGUCAUCCUUCCCGGUUUACUCAUCGUGCACAACUUGUUGUUUGACAACAGAAAGCGCAAUUUUUCGGAUACCAGGUACUAUUACUUCUUCUGGAGUAUGGUUGCAUACGUUGUCGGGAUGUGCUUGACGUUCACGGCGCUUUAUUUUGAGGUUGGAGGCCAAGGUGGACAACCAGCGUUGACGUAUUUAGUUCCCACCGUCGUCGGGACGACGGGAAUUUUAGCGUGGAAGCACGACGAUUUAUCAGACAUGUGGUACGGUGUCGACGAUGAUUACUCGGCAUUACCAUCGGAGUCCCAAUCUAUAUUGUAAAAAGUAAGAUACACGUAGUUGCGUAGAAACAA
This is a messenger RNA of Ostreococcus lucimarinus CCE9901, 1767 nucleotides long. RefSeq lists its product with no specific name. Lineage: Eukaryota; Viridiplantae; Chlorophyta; Mamiellophyceae; Mamiellales; Bathycoccaceae. Gene Ontology annotation, biological process: membrane protein proteolysis. The coding region runs from base 62 to 1735 and encodes 557 amino acids. The record is from RefSeq and is a predicted model, not a curated record. Gene Ontology annotation, cellular component: lumenal side of endoplasmic reticulum membrane; lysosomal membrane; cytoplasmic side of endoplasmic reticulum membrane. Gene Ontology annotation, molecular function: aspartic endopeptidase activity, intramembrane cleaving. The transcript has a single exon.